AUGCGCCAACGACAAAAAAGCCGCGACGACCAUCAUGUCCUAGCUGACUGUCUACCCGGAGGAGCACCCAGGGUUUUCAAAAAGAGCAUCUUCUACAAAAUCGCCUGCACGCUGACCCAGAGACGAUCGCAUCUUUCGUGGCGCGUUGCCAUUGCCACGCCGUCGUGCGACGAACCGGCCAAGACGCGGAACAGCCCUGCAACGGUGCCCAAAAGCGCCGUCACCAAAUGCAAGGAUGCAUUCAUCCACACCGGGCCAGGGGCCCAGCGGGGCACAGAUGGGCCGCGAGCUGAUACAAGUAUAUCCCGUGUUUGCCGGCGCCGUAUGCACAGCUUCCGCCUGUCUUGCACGGUUGUCGCGCAGUUCUGCGUCGUCGAGGAGCUUCUGAGGCCCAGGGAGGACUCCAGGAUUGGCGAGGCGUACCUGUCGCAACUAAUCUGGGCCGCUAUGCAGAUCAGCCUGACAAAAUUGCUGGCCUCGUGGGGCGUCAGGCCCAGCAUGGUGCUUGGCCGUUACAGCGGUGAAAUUGUCGCUGCGUAUGCUGCUGGUGCGCUGUCGAUGGAGGGCGCCAUGUCGGCGGCGCACCACGGCAGCCAGAUGGCCAUCUUGUUAAAGGAAAGGCAUCGAGAGAUGCGGGGAGCCCAUGGCAGCUAUCGGGUGCGGGUGCGCAAGACGUCCAGCGUCAAAUCAAGUUGCUAG
This is a messenger RNA of Ustilaginoidea virens, 699 nucleotides long. RefSeq lists its product as uncharacterized. Gene Ontology annotation, biological process: fatty acid biosynthetic process; secondary metabolite biosynthetic process. The record is from RefSeq and is a predicted model, not a curated record. Gene Ontology annotation, molecular function: fatty acid synthase activity. NCBI's taxonomy places the organism in Eukaryota, Fungi, Ascomycota, Sordariomycetes, Hypocreales, Clavicipitaceae. The transcript has a single exon. Bases 1 to 699 code for a protein of 232 amino acids.